UUGUUAUUGGAUUUUUUUAUAUUUCAGUGCUUGUGUUCCCCACUGUUGGCGCAGUUCGUAUUACACAGAAGAAGCGGUAUUGUGGCAAGAACGGAACGGUUUCGGAUAGGAAAAACUAGUGGCUAUAAUUAACACCCCCAGGGAAAACGAUGUCUCUGGCCGAAUCUACCCAGCGUUCGUUGGAGGAGGAAUCGUUCAUCAUACUCGGGACCUCACCAACCCCGUCGAUGGUCAACUAUUCCAUCGCCCCGGUCUCCUCGCAGCCAGUGUCGGUGGUUGAACGCGAAAUUGCAGACUCAGCUAAAUCAUUGUCGAGCGUCUCAACUUCAGUCUCCAAGAUGGAAACUUCCACACAACUUGAUUCCACCACUUACAGUCUGCUAACGAACGGAGGGACCGCUAUGCAUGCAUCGAAGAUUGCACCACAAACGACAAAAUCGUUGAAUGAAUCAUCAUCCCCAAAAGCGUCAAUGAUUGCGUCAACAGAAUCAAUGCAGCAAGCACCACGUUCGGUGAAAAGCCUGCAAUCGAUCGAGAACAAGGAAAACGUUCCGCGCGAUGUUCUGUCGGCCAGCUUCACCCAGCCACCGACGGCCUCCUUUAUCCUGGGAGAAACACAAUCGAUUCUGCAACAGUUUCCCAGUCUGGCUCAUUCCUCGGUAUCUUUCGAGGAGGUUCAAUUGCUGCAGAAGCUUAGCAUGGAACAUAGCCAGCUGAAGGAAAGUCUACAGCGGGCUAAUGUGGCGAUGCGUAAGAACUUCACGUCCAUACAGCAGCUGCAGGACGAAACAAAGGCACGCUCUGCCGAACAGGAUGCCCGCAUAGAGGAGCAGAAGCUGAAAAUCGAACAGCUGUCGGCGGAAAACAGCCGGCUCGUGGCGGAAUUGGAAGCAUUCCGAGCGGCUGCCACAGCGAAGGAAAACGAGCUGCAGAGUUCGUAUAAAGAGCUGCAAGCGGAUUUGGAUGAAGUUGGUCGCGUGCGUGAAGUGGAACGCCAAGCGGCCCAGUCCGAAGUGGACGAACUGCGAAAGGAAUCAUCGGAACGGCAAGCCAUCAUUCAGAAUCUGUCAAAACAUAUCGAACGAUUGGAGCUACAAAUCAAAGGCUUUGUGGUGGUGAACAACAACAAACCCGAAAGUGACGAUGGCAAGGCGAGCUACGUUUCGGAGGAGACUCACAAACGCGAGUUGAAGCAGCUCGAGAGGCAUCUGUCGGCAGAGGUGGCCAAGAAUUUAGAGUUUGAAGACAUGCGAAAUGUCUACCUCGAUGAGAUCAACUGUCUCAAGGCAAACGUUAAGGCAGCCGAACAAGUGUAUGCUGCAACACGUGUCGAGACGCAGAAGCUGUUUGACGACAUAAAGUCGCGUGACGAUACCAUUACGGCACUGCGUGGGGAAAUUACUGUACUCCAGGAGCGAGUACAGAUGCUGACGGUGCAGUCCGACAUUUUCCAAAAAGAUUUCGAAGCCGAACGUACUGCUCGCGAAGAACUGGCUGGUGAAAAGAGUCGUAUUUUGGGCGAAUUCGAAGUACUGCAGCGCCGAAACAUGGAGCUGAAUACGCAAAUUUCGCAAACGGAGUCUGAACGUGUAGCAUCUGCACAACGAGCCGCAAUAAUGGUUCAGGAAGCUACAUCGAUCCAGACGACCACUGAAAAUGACACAACCUACGGGCAGGAGGAGGAACAGAAGGAACCGCUCAGCCUGCUUCGCUGUCCCCUGUGCCUUAAAGGGUACAAAGAUUUUAGUACGUUGCAGAGCCAUGCGGCUGAUUGUAUGGGCAUCGAGUAGAAUGUUGAACCACCUUGUAUUACCAUGAACAAUCUAGAGGUUAGUUGCGUACUGUAUUUAGCCAAACCCUAUUUCAAAUAUUAUAAAAAACUUAUCCAUGUUACAAUAAAAGCACGCUGAAGUAUAACCUUGGA
Messenger RNA from Anopheles funestus (African malaria mosquito), 1924 nucleotides. It is a transcript of the gene key, whose product is annotated as NF-kappa-B essential modulator. The record is from RefSeq and is a predicted model, not a curated record. Gene Ontology annotation, biological process: regulation of canonical NF-kappaB signal transduction. NCBI's taxonomy places the organism in Eukaryota, Metazoa, Arthropoda, Insecta, Diptera, Culicidae. The coding region runs from base 150 to 1790 and encodes 546 amino acids. Gene Ontology annotation, molecular function: K63-linked polyubiquitin modification-dependent protein binding. The transcript is spliced from 3 exons. Gene Ontology annotation, cellular component: cytoplasm; nucleus.